Cuscuta campestris is the source of this 2888-nucleotide messenger RNA. The record is from the annotation of a GenBank genome assembly. NCBI's taxonomy places the organism in Eukaryota, Viridiplantae, Streptophyta, Magnoliopsida, Solanales, Convolvulaceae.
GGAAUUUGAGAUCAAUAUACUCCUACUUUGCAUUCUCUCUCUCUAAAACUUCUAUUAUUUUAUACUCUCGGUGGUUUAUAGCCAUCAAAUUGGUGCUUUCAUUGAGAGGAGAGGAACAUACUCGUAGGUUAACUCCCGGACGCGAGAAUGGUGCAAACAAGGAGCAACGUCCCUACCACCAGUCACGUCGGUGGCGAAGAGAACGCGCCGGGCAGCGGCAACGGCACGGGAGGCAUCGGCUCGACUCCGGAUGCGGUCCAGGCGCUAUUCGGCCUGGGAGUGACCACAGAGCAGCUUCAGGCGGCCGUUGCGGCACUUUCCGCCAUGGGUGGAAACGUGCCCGGCGCCGGAGCAGGAAAAGCUCCGCCCGGCCCCCACGCCGAGCACGCUGCCACUUCCCAGCACAAGGGGAAGAAGACCAGGAGGAGUAGAAGGAGGCCCUGCAAGGCCCCGGCGAUCGAGGAAGUGAUUGUGGAGGACGUUCCGGAAGGAGAAGAGGAUGAAUCCAGCGAGGGCUGGGUGUCAGCCUUCAGACGCUUGGGAGGCGAAGAGACCCGGGUAUCGGCCUUCGACAGGCUCGACCGCAGACCGGAUGGUCGCAUGGGCGACCUCCGCCGACAAAUAAACGAAAGUAGGCGGAGGCAUGCUAAGAAGUCGACAACAUCGGAUGCCCGCUCGGCGAGGCCCGAGCGGAGCGGAGAGAGGAGGGACGAGGGCACCCAGCGACGCCAUAGUCCGACGAGAACUGAGAAGACGAAAGUCUCUGACCAAGGGGUAUCUCGGCUCGCUCGUGAAAUUGCCGAGCUAAAGCGCCGAGUGGAGACCAGAGCCCCCUACAGCCAGCCUAUCUUGCGGACGGUGACCCCGUUCACUCCGAGGGUCAUGUCGAUUCCACUACCGGCAAACUUUCGGCCGUGGCAGAUCAAGACCUACAACGGAACGACGGACCCCCAAGAUCAUUUGUCCAAGUUCUACGCUUCUAUGGAAGCGGCGGCAGCCCCGGACGAGGUCAAGUGCCGAUGCUUUCUCGCGACGCUGGAGGGCUCCGCGUGCGAUUGGUUCAACCGGCUCCCGAAGGGAACCAUUGACGAUUGGGAUACGCUGGCGGAGAAGUUCUUGACGCAUUUCGCGGCUAAUCGAAGGCAGAGGCUACCUUACUCCCACCUGCUCAACAUAUGCAUCCGCAAGGGAGAAAAGGUCCGCGACUUCAUAGUCCGGUGGGAGAAGGAAGCCAGAGACGUGUAUGGGGCGGAUGACCAAGCGUUGGUUGCCAUGUUCCAAGCAGCCCUUCCCCACGGAGAGGUGAGGAAGGAGCUCCGCAAGAACCCUCCCCCCACGUACCAAGAGACCUUGGCGCGCGUGAAGUUCUUAGCCUCGGAGGAGUUCGACGACGUCCUAGACUCCGAGGCCGCGCCGGCUAAGCGAGCUCCAGUGGACUCGGGAGAGACUGCGAAGAAGAGGAAGAAGAAGAAAGACUAUACCGCGGGCCCGAGGACGCCCUCGGCCGGAGUGUACUCCGUGGGCGCCCCCGUGGGGACGGGUCGAGAGCUUGCCCUCUCCCCGCUCCCUCACGUAGAGGCUUACGCGGUGGCUAGCGGAGCCAAGUAUUGCGAGUACCAUCGCAACAACACUCAUAACACUAAGGAGUGCUUCACUCUUCAGAAGGAAAUGCAGCGACUCAUCGCCCGAGGGCCACCUCCGCGAGACGAUGCCGUUACCCCCUCCCGGGGGCCGCCGGAAGGAAGAACUUGGAGGAAGCCGACUGAGCCAGUCGCAGUGGCGACACAGGCAAGGAACCCCGAGAAGAGGCACAUCGGGCGGGAGUGCGACGAUCUAGACGAGGACGAAGCCCAAGGAUAUCCGGUGGGAUUUAUCCAUGGGGGAAACAUUGGCGGGGACUCCGUCGCUCAAAGGAAGAGGUGGAAGCACAUGGCUUUUGUCGCCAAGGUCCAUCAAGCGCCGGUGCCCAAGCUCGGAAGACGAGAGCAGAUCCAAUUCACGGAGAAGGAUCUUCCGAACACGCCAAGCCCCCACCGGGAUGCCUUAGUCGUGAAGAUGGAGAUUAACAAUGCCAUAGCUCACCGCACCUUGGUGGACACGGGAAGCUCAGUUAACAUAAUGUAUGAGAAGACUUUCCAAGACCUCGGCUUGGAUCGCAAGGACUUGAAGCCCGUGCGCACUCCCCUCUCCGGGUUCACGGGGGACUCCAUCGAGGCCGAAGGAGUCAUCACCGUGCCUGCAAUAAUAGGGGAUGGUGCGCACAAGGCCAGGUUGAAGAUGGAGUUCAUGGUUGUGAGCAUCAAUUGCGCGCACAACAUGAUCCUGGGACGGCCCGGCCUUGAGGACUUGGAAUGUGUGAUCUCCCCGUACUACUUGUGCAUGAAGUUCCCCACCCCGUCCGGGAUCGGGGUGGCGAGGGGAGACCAGAGGUUAGCCCGGUCGUGCUACGUCCGGAUCACAAAGAAGUUGCCAAGAGAUGAGACACUGGUCGUGAACGCGCAGGAGGAAAUGCGCAAGAUGGAAGCACGACCGAAGGCCGAGCCCGCCGAGGAAGUCGAGGAAGUACCGCUCGACCCGCGGGCACCCGAGCGGAGGGUUAAAAUUGGGGCGAGCCUAACGAGGAGCCAGCGGAAACGCCUGGUGGACGUGCUCGCCACCUACCGUGUGAUCUUCGCGUGGGGGCCAGAAGACAUGCCGGGUGUGGACCCCAAGAUCAUAUGUCACCGCCUAGCAGUCAAUCCGGAGUCUAGGCCGGUAAGGCAGAAGAAGCGUUUCCUCUCGUCCGAGCGGAGGGAGUUUGUCUCCAAGGAAGUCGCCACCCUCCAGAGCAUCGGGCAUAUCAGAGAAGUCAACUGGUAGACGAGACGGCGGGUUGCGAGCUCAUGAGU